Molecule: messenger RNA, 2822 nt
Organism: Poeciliopsis prolifica (blackstripe livebearer)
Lineage: Eukaryota; Metazoa; Chordata; Actinopteri; Cyprinodontiformes; Poeciliidae
Product: sodium/potassium/calcium exchanger 2-like
Exons: 6
Coding region: 280-1911 (543 amino acids)
Biological process (GO): long-term synaptic potentiation; long-term synaptic depression; calcium ion transmembrane transport
Cellular component (GO): membrane
Molecular function (GO): calcium channel activity; calcium, potassium:sodium antiporter activity
Source: RefSeq, a predicted model, not a curated record
AGAUAAAAAUCAUCACGCACGAAAAAAAUCUUAUGGACUUCCUGUUGGUGAAUCCUGUUUUUGUUUUUUUCUGUUUUUGAUUCGGUAAAGACAAACUUUGCAGAGGUACGAAGGAACUGCCAGAACCCACUCGGCAACACGGUUUGCCUAAGGCAUAAAGACCCAUACCCAAAUCAGACAACAGGAGCUGUGCAUCUUUUAACUCCAGGGAUUUAUUAAAUACUUUUUUUUUUUUUUUUUUUUUUGGAGCUCAGAAAGUGAAUCUGCUUUUAGCACAAGAUGGAGUCUACAAGAUGUAGGUCUCAGCAGCUGAUUGUUUUUGCUGUUGUCUUCCUUGGUGCCCUUCAAAAUUGGAUUGUUGGUGCUGACCUCACUUUUACUUUGCCUGACAGUGUAGACAAUUUUGAAAAGAUCACAGAUCGCUCAACGGGGGAAUUUUCUGUUCAACAUUCUACAUAUUCAGCUCCAUAUAAAGAAGGACCUGAACAUAAAUCUUCGUUUUUGGAUCCAAAAGAUUAUCGCCAUCCUUCACUGGAGUCAUCCAGAUUUGAUCCAGCCUCCCAUGUCCAACAGAAACACAUGAUAUACCCUAGUGAUCUUUUUCCUAUUGAGGAUAGAAGACAUGGAUGGGUGGCCCUGCAUGUUUUUGGGAUGAUCUAUGCUUUUGUGGCACAUUUAAUUGUGUGCGAUCAGUUUUUUGUUCCUUCUCUGGGGGUCAUCAUGGAAAAGUUGGCCAUCUCAGGUGAUGUUGUUGGAGUCCUCUUCAUGGCUGCAGGAACAUCCAUCCCAUCAUUCAUUACCAAGCUAAUCCAAGUCUUCUACUAUCACUACAAUUUAACUGUGAACAUUAACCCAGAGAUUGGCUCUAUAGCUUAUAGAAGCUUAUUUGUGAUUGGAACAUGUGCUAUGUUUUCUAGAAAGGUUCUCCUUGUACGCUCCUGGCCAUUUUUCAGAGACUUAUCAUUUAACAUGCUUGGUUUCAUCCUACUGAUCAUUUUCUUGUUGGAUAGUGUUGUCGCAUGGUGUGAAAGUGUGAUUCUGGUAACCGUUUUUGUACUCUACAUCACCUUUUUGACAUAUGAUGAGAAUGCGGAACAAAUAAUGAAGACCCAACUCCAGAAAAUCAAAGGGGUGAUGAAAGCUUCAUUUGUGAAGAAAUGUGAAAAGGUGAUGCCGGUAGAGGUGUGUAUACCCAAAGGUGAGGAUGAUGCAAAAAGCCCUGGAGACUGUGAUGAAGAAUGUGGCAAUGAAAACAAUGGUGGAUGCCAUGAAAAGAAGUUUGUUGAGAGCAAAUUACUACAAGGAGGUACAUCUCUGUCUUUACAAGUGCCCGACAAAUGGCAGGAACAAAUCACCUACGUCAUCCUGUUGCCAAUCAUCCUUCCUCUGUGGCUCACACUUCCCAAUAUUCGUAGUCAGAAAGCCAGAAAAUUCUUUGUGCUGACCUUCCUUGCUUCCAUUGUGUGGAUUGGCAUCUUCUCCUACCUUUUGAGGUGGUGGGCUCAUCAGGUGGAUGAGACAUUUGAUGCGAUGGGUCAGAUAAGAUUCGUGGAAGGAUUGAUAUUCAGCUCUGAUUUUAUAACUAGUCUAAUAGUGGCUCAUAAAGGCCUGGGAGACAUGGUUGUGUCCAGUAAUUUAGGCUGUAGCAUCUUUAUUGUGACUCUAUUUUUACCAGUGGAAUGGUUCCUCUACUCAGUCAUCCAUGGUUUCUCCCCUGUGGCUAUCUCGACUGAAGGUCUCUUCUGUGCCAGUAUCCUCCUCUUCGUCGUGCUCCUUGCUGCUGUCAUCUCCAUUAUAUUUUUUAAGUGGAGGAUUGAGAAAAGUCUUGGCCUCAUCUUGGACCUUCUCUUCCUUAUUUUUGUGAUCAUCAGAAUAUUGAUGGUGUUUGAAAUCAUUACAUGCCCUGUGUAAAAAACAAACAAAAAAAAAAAACUCGAAAUAUGUUUUUGUAUUUUCUUGGAUUCUUCUCUAUAAAACUGAUGCAUCCUGACAUCUGCAAGGGUUUAAAGAAAGAAGUUUAAAAGCGUGAUAAUGAAAUUAUCAAUAUACCUGUCGAGUACACUUCAUAAAUAUAAAUAUACAUAUUAGAUUUUAAGGAACUCAUGUCUAUAUAGCUGCAGUUUUAACUACAAACUUGGCCCAUAGUGAAAAAGUUACUGUCACUUUUUCUAAUUGAAGCCAACUGCCAUCAAUUGUUUGCAGGAACUUGCAGAGAGUCUUUCAUUGCUGAUGAGGAAUUUUGGUCCACUCUUCUUUAAAGGCUUGUUUAAUUCAGCAGUAUUACAAAAGUAUUGAUCAUGAUUAGCCCCAUUCUGGUCAUGCCACUGCAUCUCAAUCCAAUUUAGGUCCAAACUUUCACUAGAUUACUCCAAAACCUUCAAAACAUCCCACACCAUUCAGAGGUGGACUUGCUAGUGGCCCAUUGUGCCUAAUGUACCCUCAUCAGUUCAAAGAAGUCUUUUCUUUCUUUAGACAUGUCAAGACAUGAUGUGUUGUUUUUGGAGAACUUAAGUUACAUUUUGUUGUCAGACAGGUUUUUGUUGAAGUGCUUUGUUGAUUCUACAGGUUACAGGCCUCCGUGUAAAAUUGUAAAAUCAAACAACCAAAAAAUAGGAUCAAUAAUGAUUUUUUUUUAAAAAAUGGGCUGAGUUUUGUAAAUAAUUUGAAAACUGCUUUUCACUUGCACUCUAGUUAUCUUAGUCAGCCAAUUUAUAUCAUGAUCUAAAACAUAUUGUGACUAAAAAUGCAAAACAAAGAAAAUCUAUAUUAAAGGAAAUACUUUAUAAGAAUAUAAAAUAGUUUUUUGUGUACUUUUUAACAAC